AUGGCGGUGAAGGCUGAAGGAUAUUAUCAUGUACAUGUAAAAGAUAUUCUUCUGCCUGAGGACCUCAUCAAAGAGCUAAUAUCACUUGCCUCCAAAUGGGGAGACGUCAUUGAUUUCACUGCUCUCAAUUUGGUUCAUCUCAGCGGCGCCAUGACUAAUCUCGUUUACCAGAUCUCCUGGCCUACCAAUUAUACCGACGACGACGGCGGCGGCGGCAAUGCUCGCCGGACCCGGACAGUGUUGGUGCGGAUAUACGGCGAUGGCCUCGACAUUUUCUUCGACCGCUACCACGAGAUUCAGACAUUCAAGUGCUUGUCAGAGCAAGGAUAUGGUCCCAAGCUUCUAGGGCAGUUCCACAAGGGUAGAGUUGAGGAGUUCAUUCAUGCAAGGACUCUGUCGGCGGGCGAUCUUCGCAACCCGGAAAUAUCGGGCCUCAUAGCUGCAAAAAUGAGGCAGUUUCAUGAGCUGGACAUGCCAGGUCCGAAAAGGGUUCUCUUGUGGAAUAGAAUGAGAAAGUGGCUUGCCGAGGCCAAAGCUUUGUGCGCUCCCGGUGUGGCGAAGGAGCAUCAGCUGGAUCGAUUGGAGAAGGAACUCGGCUUGUUGGAGAAAAUGGUGUCCGGGAAACAUCAAGAGAUUGUGUUCUGCCACAAUGACCUGCAGUAUGGAAACAUAAUGAUCGAUGGCAAGAACGAAUCUGUUACGAUAAUUGAUUAUGAAUAUGCGAGUUACAAUCCGGUGGCAUAUGAUAUCGCCAAUCACUUCUGCGAGAUGGCUGCAGAUUAUCACACGGAUACACCUCAUGUCCUGGACUACAGCAAGUACCCUGAUCGAAAGGAGCAGCGACUAUUCGUACAAAAUUACCUGAAAUCUGCAGGGCAAGAACCGAGCGAAGCUGCCAUAGAACAAGUGUUGGAUGACGUCGAAAAGUAUGCUCUAGCCAGCCACAUCUUCUGGGGACUAUGGGGAAUAAUCUCGGUAACUAGAGCAAUCUCUUUGUGCUUUCUUGCAUGUAUGUGGAUGUCGGGUAUUAAUGUCCCUAACCUGCAGGCACACGUGAGCAACAUCAAUUUUGAUUACAUGGAGUAUGCGAGGCAGAGGUUCGAGCAGUAUUGGUUGAGAAAACCUGAAACAUUCAGACCAAGAGGGAGUCAUUGUGUCCAGGGAAGAAGACAGGACUCACUAUUUUUCAACAGCAUGUAUAUGUGAAUGCAGCACAGGCUACCAGUAUGCACUGCACAUUGCAAUAUGAGUCUACGAUGUAUAUAAUUCAUGUGUGUAUCAAUGAAACUUCCGUUGCUGCAAA
Molecule: messenger RNA, 1303 nt
Organism: Andrographis paniculata
Lineage: Eukaryota; Viridiplantae; Streptophyta; Magnoliopsida; Lamiales; Acanthaceae
Product: probable choline kinase 1
Exons: 6
Coding region: 1-1206 (401 amino acids)
Biological process (GO): phosphatidylethanolamine biosynthetic process; phosphatidylcholine biosynthetic process
Cellular component (GO): cytoplasm
Molecular function (GO): ethanolamine kinase activity; choline kinase activity
Source: RefSeq, a predicted model, not a curated record